ACUGAAAAAAGAAGAACGCAAUACCUUGUCUAAGUAUGACCCAUUUUUUCAAUGGUUAGGUCCUACGUGAUGUUCGAUGCGAGUGAGAGGAAGCAGAAUGAAUCGAUGCAAAAGCGUUCCCCGCGCGAUAAUGUUAGCUACAAGUUGGUGAUUAUUUUAUUGCAAAAACAAGUGCAAUUGUCGCAUUAACAAUAUUCAAUCAUUCGAUUCACCUGGUGUAGUUAAUGAAAAAAGUGUAUUUGAGUGAAUAUCCAAUUUAGUGUGUACCCUGAUUGAGAUUGGAGUAUAAACAAGAGUAAAGAGGAUACAAAGGAAUACAAAGACAUUUGGGGGAGCCAAGUGCGGGUGGGAGCAAGGUGUUUGGGGGUGAAUUAGACUCCCAGAAUUUGCUAUGUUUGUUGAGGACAAGCAGCUGCCGUUACUUGACGCUGCUGGUUAUUGUGAACACGAUGCUCCAGGACUCGAGAUCAUCGAGAGCAACCACAGGAGGCGGCGGUGCCGCUUCAGCCGGUGGAACAAGGACUAUCACCAGGAGGAUGACCGGGAACGGAUGCGCUCGGAGAUCACCGCGCACUUACAAUGGUGGCCCAACGUCAGAUCUAAUUGUCAACGAUUUUGACGAUGAAAGGACAUUGGAUGAGGAAGAGGCGAUGGAGGGAAGUGAGGAUUCGCAUAAUGAACUUUCCAAUCUUCAAAAGGAAGGUGACAUGCCUCUGAAGGAACUCCUAGCAAAAUAUUACGGUCGCACUUCCCCGGGGUCCAACAGUUCUGAACGUCUCCCUCUCGCCCGCGAGGGUGACCCAGACCCCGUUCUGCAGUCGUCCGAAAAAAUCGAGAAUGAGGGUGAUGAGUUCGAGGACGAGGAUGAAGAGGAAUACGAGGACGAUGAUUCCCAGCCCAGUUUGCGUCAAUUUUACACAGAAUUAGUAAAAGAGAAGGAAGCAGAACGCUUGGGAACGACAGGAAAGUCCGCAGGUGUAGCAAGACGAAUGGAAGCCCCAGGUGAAGGGAUUCCGGUAGAAAAUCCAGCAGGCGCUGAUGUUGAAAUUACUAACGAUAACAAUCCAGCCCUUGUUGCUGAUGAGGAUAUAAAUUACGAGGACGAAGAGGACGAUGAUGAUAGUGAAGACAGUGAUAACACUGAAGUUCCAGGAACUACAGUGCCAGGUGUAAGUGAUACUGUGGGCGUUGGAGGGAGUGGAAGUAGUGGUGGAGGAUCCUCACGUCUUCUCAGGAGUGUAUCACGACCUCAAAGUGAAGAAGAGGACGAUGACUGCGAUUACAGUCCUGAUGAGGAUGAGUGGAAGAAGACAAUUAUGGUUGGGACUGAUUACCAAGCGAUUAUUCCUGAGGGCCUCUGUCGAUACGACGACGCACUACCUUACGAGAAUGAAGAUAAAAUCCUCUGGAAUCCCAGCUUCAUACCUGAAAGGGAAACCGAGGAAUUCCUUCAACGCGCUCAGUUGCCUACGCAUAAAAGCAGUUUGUUGCCAACUGGUGCUCAUGUGAGGGAUGAUGAACAAGCUCUCUACCUUCUCCUGCAGUGUGGAUACAAUUUGGAAGAGGCUUUGAGGAGGAGGAGAAUGAACGUACUACCUCCUAUUGAUGCUAUUAGCCUCUGGUCGGAGGAAGAGUGUCAUAAUUUUGAAUCCGGACUGAGGACUUAUGGAAAAGAUUUUCAUCUUAUUCAAAAGAAUAAGGUAAGGACGAGAUCUGUGGGUGAGCUGGUGCAGUUCUACUACCUCUGGAAGAAAACAGAAAGGCAUGAUAUAUUCACCUACAAAGCUCGCUUAGAAAAGAAGAAAUAUGCCCUGCAUCCUGGUAUAACCAGAGACUACAUGGAUCGUUUCCUGGAGGAACAGGAGGGAGUGAGAGACCGGAGCAGCUCUCCCAACGUCAAUUGCCUCCUUCAUGGUGAUGUAAAGCGCCAGCGUACGAACGUAAAUCUCUCCAACAAUCAUGAAGGAAAAUCAGUGGAAUUAUGGGAGAGUCAGGGGAAUGACGAGCCCUCAGGCAUUGGAGCCGAUGGUGAUGCUGUGGCAGAGGGCCCAACAAAUACCUCACCAAGUUCUCCCCCUUCUAUCUUACCUCCUCCCCCGCUUCCAAGCAACCUUCCAGCAACCACUGAAUCAUCCACUGUAUCUCCCACGUCUUUCAAUCCAACAUCAGAUCCUCCAAUAAACUCCGUAUCCCAAAAUCACACUCACGAACUCUAUCAAUCUCCCCCAGAAUUCCCAACAUCAUCUGACAUUGUUGCGGCUCAUUUACCACCUUAGCAUCCCUUUUAUUCGAAUAAUUAUUCACAGAGUGAAUUACAAAUUGUUGGACAGUCCUAUGGGACUCACUACCUCCGCCGCUGCCAUCAGUCAUUCAAAAAUGAAAAGAUGAGACGAAAUAAUUAAAUCAUUGUUCACGUAUUGUGUUUUACACAAGUUUAUAAAAAUCCAUUGACACUGUUGACGAAUUUUUCACUGAUUCAUUCAAUCUUUUAAUUAACUUGUUAUGGAUUUUAAAGGGGGAUAUUUUCACAAUGAGUUGAAAAAUUUCACAAAUUAUUGUCUAGAAUAUUGGUUAAGUAUUUGUUGAACUUUGACUGAACAUUAUUCUUCAGUUCUACUGAUUUGAUUCUAUUACCGAUAGCACUCAGUUUAAUGGAAAUGCAACGAAUAUGAGUAGCUAAUUACAAGGAAAAAUUUAUUUUCAAAUGUUAAUUUGAAAAAAAAAAUCAUGCAUUGUUUGGCGAUUGAAUAGUGGCGUAAGAUGUGUGAUUGACUUCCAAUGGAUGCUUUCCAUUCACGAGAGUAUAUGAUGUCCGAAAUUUCUCAACUUAUUGCUCAUCAACUGGAGUGCUUUCGUGUUGAAUUGCAACACAGGCUAUUAUAAUAUCAAUAAUUGAUGCUACGAUUCACCGUCUGCAAAUCGCAGAAAACCAGACGAAAUAAAAUCAACAGAAGAGCAAAGGGCACAAGAUACUGAGGCAUGUAUUGACACUUCGAAUUAUAUUUUUCUACUGUAUCGUAAAAAAUGAUAAAAAAUAUGAUUAUUAUUAUUAUUUUUAG
Diachasmimorpha longicaudata is the source of this 3059-nucleotide messenger RNA. Its product is annotated as mesoderm induction early response protein 1. Gene Ontology annotation, cellular component: nucleoplasm. The transcript is spliced from 5 exons. Gene Ontology annotation, molecular function: histone deacetylase binding; transcription corepressor activity. Gene Ontology annotation, biological process: negative regulation of transcription by RNA polymerase II. The record is from RefSeq and is a predicted model, not a curated record. NCBI's taxonomy places the organism in Eukaryota, Metazoa, Arthropoda, Insecta, Hymenoptera, Braconidae. Bases 450 to 2276 code for a protein of 608 amino acids.